AUUGCGAGCUCUCCGACAUGUUACUGGACCAAGACAUUCCCGUCCGUGGGCAUCUCGGCCGCCCACGUCGAUAUUCGUUGCAGCACCGAAAUAGCCAUGCCAUGCGCGCGAUUCCUCCCAUCCCGCAUCAAGCCAAAGAGUACCCCGAUCAGGCUGGUCGUACGGGUUACAGUGACGAGUCUGGUCGGAAUAGCCCUUUUACGAUCCCAAUGUCUCCUAGCAAUGGGUCGCUUCCAGCGCAAUAUGCUUGAACGUUUGGAAACUCUACAUCCCAGAGGUCCCACCAGGUCCGGCUCUAUCACGAGAAGCGUGGGCAUCACAAGAGCGCGUCGGCUCUACAUGUACACCGUAUCAGCACCGAGCCUGUCGAGCGUGGUGCCAGGAUGGUGCAGAUCCUUUCUGCACGGCACAGAAACAACCUGGUGAUAACGGAUGUGGCUUCAAACGAGGCGACGUACUGAACGCAGCAGCACGACUUCAGCUUGGGACAGCACAUGCCAUGAGAGGCGGGAUAUCACAAACGGGUCUUCAUCCUGUCAUCAUCAUGGCUGCUUGCUAUGCGAGAGUCUGGUCUGGUCGAUUACGACUCGCGCAGUGCAUUUGCAGCUGACGAUCCAGCAUCAGCACGCUUGGAGGCAUGGAGCUCUCUCCUCCCCAGUCCACGAUGACAGCUUACCAUCCUCCUUGACGACAUAUGGCGACUGCCUACCACAGACCCACAAUGAGGUCAGCUGCAAGUAUUGAAUGUGGAAUGACAGCUAGCCGUGCUGGAGUGCGCAUCGUGGUUCUAUGCUUCCAAUAGCAAGCACAGCUGCCAGUCAGAGGCAAAAGCUUACCUUGCGCCCAGUGUGCUCCAGUGUGCUCCAGGUACUGCUGCAUGUGACAGCAGCAGCGUAGGCGACCACGCGCUGACGGCUGGAUCAAGUAACUCGAGAGAAUGGCGGCAUGGCCGACAGGAUAGCGCUUUACUUGCAACGGCAAAACGCGCAACACAAUUUGACACACUAGCAGGAGCCAUGCUUGAUGGCUUGCAGUUGCCGCGGUUCUCCUCCUCACAGGGUUGAUGUAACCAGAACCCACCACUGCAUCCGCACGCGCAGAGGAGCUGUGGUAGCGCCAAAGGCAGAAGGCUGUGUAUGUGUGUGAGAGAGAAAGUGUGUGUGCGCCGAGACAGCACGCCUGAAUACCUUGUGGUGACCUUUCAGGCUGUGUUCGACUCUCGGGACUGUAUCCGACACCAACGCGCGAGUAGCCGACGAAGCAACACGGCACGACGCACCAGCACGGGCGCGCACCAUCAGAAUGAGAUCGAGGUCGAGGGAGAGUGGUAGGCGUGGUUGGACGCGGCCACGGUCCCUGGGGCCUGGAAGGGACCUGAAGAUCUCAGCACAAUCUCGAAACCUCAACCAUCAGGUGGGCUUGGCAGCGAUGACGUCGUUGCGCCGAGCGGCAAUUCCAACGCGAGGCAAGCGCGGGGCUCAGUUCGUGCCGACGGAGCAGAUUGCCAGGUUGCUGCAUGAGCUGCUCACUGCUCGGAGGGCAACGGGCGAUUAAGGCGAAUAACAAUAGCACGACGUCUGCAACACCCAGCGCGUUAUUGGCACCAGUAAAUGUUGCCUGCACACGCGCGCUCUGCUAACCCAACCUAGCGGACAGGGACCACGUUUGGACCGAGCCGUCUGCUUCAGCCUGUGAGCCUGUGUGCCUGAUGACCGCUUAUUCAAUAUUGACCUCUCAGGUGCCCCCAAUGGCCGCUGCCGACUGGUGGGCUAGCUCAGUAUUUGAUACGAUGUCUGAGAAAAUUAUUAUUCACAGUGGGUCCACCGCAGUCUCGACUUUAGCGAAGCUGGCCGCGUUGACUCGAUGGACAAAGCCAAAGCCUACCACCGACAUCCUACUGUGGCAUGGCCCGGGGAUAUGUACUAGCUGUCGACCAGGCCUCGCCCCUAACGCGUCUGCUCCUCUCAGACUCCACGCACUAUCCCCAGUCUCCAUAUAAAGACCGUGUCCGCUCCAGGUCUUAUUUCGGCCCUUUCCUGUUCUCUUACACCUCACUCACGACCUCCUUCCCGCUCAGCACUCACCACUUACUCAGAUUCACCAGCACAACAGCACAACAGCCAUCAUGUCUGGCCCCGUACUGCCCAAGAGGCCGACGCGGACUUUCCGCCGUGUGAGCUCCUCCGAUGUCACCCUCAAUGCCUUGAGCCUCCGCUCGCCGACCGUCGUCGUACCCCCGAAGCAUCUGAUGGCACCCAGCAAUGCCCAAGAAACCGCCAUGGCUUUCGAGCUGGCGAGGCACGAGAUUGAAGACGCCACAACCCCCUUCUCGGCCCCCGCUACACCGCCAGAGACCACGGUCACCGACAAGUUCGCCUUCGCCUUCGAUAUCGACGGAGUCCUGAUCCGUGGUGGCAGGCCCAUCCCCGAGGCUGUCGAGGCAAUGCAAGUGCUGAACGGCAAGAACGAAUAUGGAGUCAAGAUCCCAUAUAUCUUCGUCACCAACGGUGGCGGAAAGACGGAGCAAGAACGUUGCAUUCAACUCAGCCAGCAGCUCGAGUUGGAGGUAUCACCCGGACAAUUCAUCUGCGGACAUACACCCAUGCGUGAGAUGGCCGAGAAGUACAAGACGGUUCUCGUGGUGGGCGGAGAAGGCGAGAAGUGCAGACAAGUGGCCGAGGGGUAUGGCUUCAAGGACGUCGUGACACCGGGAGACAUCAUUAAGGACAAUCCCGAUACCACUCCUUUCCGCAAGCUCACGGAAGAGGAAUACAACAACUCCCGCACUCGCAACUUUGCUGAUGUCGAGAUCGAGGCCAUUUUCGUAUUCGCUGACUCCCGUGAUUGGGCUGGCGAUCAGCAGAUCAUUCUCGACUUGCUCAUGUCCAAGAAGGGUGUCCUGGGCACGCGGUCCGAAACGUUCGAUGAAGGUCCGCCCGUCUUCUUCUCUCACAACGAUGUCAUCUGGUCCGCCUCGCACGAUCUCACUCGUCUCGGCAUGGGCGCGUUGCGUCUCUCGCUCGAGGCCAUGUUCAAGGCUGUGACUGGAAAGGAUCUCAAGACCACAGCAUUUGGCAAGCCACAAGGCGGUACCUUUGAGUUUGCCACUCGUCUCCUGCAGCAGUGGCGCCGAGACACGCAUGGUAUCGAUGCGGCGCCCGAGACUGUCUACUUUGUGGGCGACACGCCUGAAUCCGACAUUCGUGGCACGAACGAGUACAAUGAGAACUCCAAGCAGGAGUGGUAUUCCAUUCUCGUAGAAACUGGCGUAUACGAGGCGGGCACCAAGCCUCGAUACGUGCCUCGAGCCACGGUCAAGACUGUGCUGGAUGCUGUGAACCAUGGCAUUGACCGUGAGAACAAGCGACAGCAGAAAGUACUCAUGAAAGAUGCACUUAACAUUUCCGAUCUGAAGCUCAAUGGAUCCGCCGUCGACGAAUCUCAGGAUCACGACUUCCGGAUGGUCGAGACUAUCGCUGCAUAGAGGAAUUGGGAUUAUACGCUGUUUGAUACUGCAAUUGGUACUGGGGCGCACCGCAUUCCACUGGCGCUACGGGAUGGUCUUUUUUUGACGAAGAAACUACAAUUAUUUAUGAUACCACCGCAUGUUCGCCGAAUCGAGGCGAUAGAUUCUCAAGGUUUGGAUAGAGUACCGUGUAGCCACUGGCUGGCCGAUAUAUAUCUUUGAGGAAUCAAGAAAGUUGAUGAUUGAAUGGAUUUGUCGUCU
Molecule: messenger RNA, 3727 nt
Organism: Sphaerulina musiva SO2202
Lineage: Eukaryota; Fungi; Ascomycota; Dothideomycetes; Mycosphaerellales; Mycosphaerellaceae
Product: HAD-superfamily hydrolase
Exons: 1
Coding region: 2126-3484 (452 amino acids)
Biological process (GO): glycerophospholipid biosynthetic process
Cellular component (GO): mitochondrion
Source: RefSeq, a predicted model, not a curated record